Molecule: messenger RNA, 1787 nt
Organism: Oryza sativa Japonica Group (Japanese rice)
Lineage: Eukaryota; Viridiplantae; Streptophyta; Magnoliopsida; Poales; Poaceae
Product: protein SCARECROW 1-like
Source: RefSeq, a predicted model, not a curated record
GUACUAAAAACUCCUUCCAACGAUCUAAUUCCAUGGAUGGUGGAUCGCCUACAGGAUCAUUUACCAUACUACCACUACUCUCUGUCCCAAAAUAUGUAAUCUAGGAUUGGAUAAACGAAUUUGAACGAAUUCAUACAUAUUCGUUGCAGUAGAAUGUCCAUUCAGUUCUUAGGGACGGAGGGAAUACUAGCAUUUAUACUGCCAUAUUUUGUCAUAUUGACAGCAUUUAUAACCAUUAAUCAUCCUCUGAUCUUCCCAAAUCUCCAUCAGCCUGCCGCUGGCGGUGACCAUAAAAGCCCCGACCAGUCGACCCCCUUUCGCGGCCGCCGGAGCAGCGGCCGGCCACCGCCGGUGUUAACAGCGGCAGCCUUUUCAUGCGGCCACAACGGUCAAAAGCGCAGAGCAUCCGAGGCUGGCCCACCACCACGCGCCCGACGUGACGAAACUGCCCCCCAUCUCUCUCUCUCUCUUUCCCCUCCCACGCAACGACAAAUCCGGCUCGAACCACUGACCAUCCCGUCCACACUGCACCGCGCUAGCUCACUCCCUCACUUGCGUCCCCCCUUCCCGUGGCUGAUCUCGCCGUCGUGCGGCCGCGGGCUCCGGCGACCGGUCAUGGCGUACUCCGGCGGUGGCGGGAAGCUGUCCGCCGUCGAUGCGAUCCUCGCCGAGGCGGCCGACCUCGUCGCGCUGGAGCAGAUCGCCAAGCUCAACACAGCCCACCUCGCCGCCGACGGCGACUCCGCGCUCCCUUCCAGCCUCGAGUCCCGCUUCCGCAAGCUCAAGUCCCUCCCCGCCGCGCCGUUGCCUCCGCCGCCGCCCGCCAAGUCCCUGGGCCGCAGCGCCACCGCGCCGCCCCACCACACCGACCCGCCGCCAUCGGAGACGCCGGACCCUGCUCCGCCUGCGCCCCCUGCACCGGCGGCACAAGAACGCCGACCAGAAGACGCCGCCAAGGAAGCCCAGGAGAAGGAGAACUCCUCGCCGCCGCCGUCGCAGGCUCAUCCUCCACCGGCCGUGACCGUUCCGACGGCGGCGGCGGCGGACGACAACGAGGAGGACCUGGAGAAGCUGUUCAGGCCAGGGCGCGGCCGGCCGACGCUGAGGGAGAGGAACAGGGGGAGGGACGACGGCUCACCGUCGCCGCCGCGCCAGGCGUGCUGCUUCGGCUUCUCCCCCAAGAAGACGCUGCAGAGGACUCCGACCGGGAGCGGCAGGAAGAGCCGCCGCGCCGGCGUCGCCGCCGCCGCCGACGACGACGUCCUUGGCAUCGGCGACGCCGGCGAGUGGGGCGACGAGAACAGGAGGAUCGUCACCGAGCUCAAGCAGCAGCAGCGCAAGCUCAAGAAGGCGCUCGAGGAGCAGGUCAAGGUCAGCAGGGAGACGGCCAAGAUGGCGCAGUGGGUGAAGCAGGCGUCCGCGCGGAUGACGCACACCGCUGCCAUUGACGACUUGCUCAGCGACUGCGACGAUGAAGACGAGCUCAAGUGAACAAAAGAUUUCAUCACUGCUGCUUCUGCUUUAUCUAUGUUCCAAAAUGUUUUAGGUUACAACAUAGAAGAGUCAUAUGAAUCAAACUUCAGGGAAAAGGAUAUAAAUCCUGCUGUUUUCUAGUAUUUUGCAUGAGAUAGACGAAGAAAGAUAUAUGAAUGGGAUAUGUAAUGUGGUCAGGAGAUGUAGAAAUGAAGUACAGACUUCUUGCCAAAAUUUCGUCUUUUGCCCCUCCCAUAUGUCUCCUAAACCAUUUACUGAUUUACACAGCCUUUCCUGAUGCCAUUAUGAAUUCA